This is a messenger RNA of Lonchura striata (white-rumped munia), 1601 nucleotides long. It is a transcript of the gene PUS3, whose product is annotated as pseudouridine synthase 3. Gene Ontology annotation, cellular component: nucleus; cytoplasm. The record is from RefSeq and is a predicted model, not a curated record. NCBI's taxonomy places the organism in Eukaryota, Metazoa, Chordata, Aves, Passeriformes, Estrildidae. Gene Ontology annotation, biological process: mRNA pseudouridine synthesis; tRNA pseudouridine synthesis. Gene Ontology annotation, molecular function: pseudouridine synthase activity; RNA binding.
CGGGAACAUCCGGCACCGGCACCGGCGGCACCGGCGCACCGGACCCCAAGGAUCCACCAGCAACAAACUGACAUUCCAAGGUGGUGGCUAUGGCUGAGGAGAGCACGGCUACUGACCAUGAGCAGCUCCUGAGGAGGGUGCAGGAGCUGGAAGUGGAGGUGAAGCGGUUGCAGGAGAAGCUCCAGGAGGACAAGGAGGGUGCUGGGAAGAGAGAGGCUCCUCCAGCCCCUGGGAAAGCCAGGAAACGCCAACAACGGCCCUUUGAUUUCGCUGCCCACAGCCGCAGACAUGUGGCACUGCGCAUCGCCUACCUGGGCUGGGGCUACCAGGGCUUUGCCAGCCAGGAGAACACCCCCAACACCAUCGAGGAGAAGCUCUUUGAAGCCCUGAAGAAGACACGGCUGGUGGACGACAGACAGACAUCCAACUACCACCGCUGCGGGCGCACGGACAAGGGUGUCAGCGCCUUCGGGCAGGUGAUCUCCCUGGAUCUCCGCUCCAGCCUGCCAGAGGGGCAGCAGCUCAACGGCCACGGGGGCGAGGGGCAGCAGGAGGAGCUCCGUUACACCCACAUCCUGAACAGGGUGCUGCCGCCCGACAUCCGGGUGCUGGCCUGGGCCCCCGUGGGGCCGGAGUUCAGCGCCCGCUUCAGCUGCCUGAGCCGGACCUACCGCUACUUCUUCCCCUGCGCCCAGCUGGACGUGGCCCUCAUGGACAGCGCGGCCCAGCGCUACGUGGGCACCCACGACUUCCGCAACCUCUGCAAGAUGGACGUGGCCAACGGGGUGCUCAACUUCCAGAGGACGAUCCUCAGCGCCAGAGUGACAUGGGUGGACGGGGGAGGAGAAGCCAGGCCACGGGAUCCCUUCCGGCUGUGCCAGUUCGAGGUGACGGGGCAGGCGUUCCUGUACCACCAAGUCCGCUGCAUGAUGGCCGUGCUCUUCCUCAUCGGGCAGGGCAUGGAGAGCCCAGAUGUCAUUGAUGAGCUGCUGAACGUGGAGAAGAACCCCCGGAAACCACAGUACAGCAUGGCGGUCGAGUUCCCCCUGGUCCUGUACGACUGCGAGUUCCCAGACCUGCAGUGGCUCUACGACCCAGAGGUGCAGGGCUUCAACGUGACACACUUGCAGCAGCUCUGGGCCAGCCACGCCGUCAAAACCCACGUGCUCCGGGACAUGUUGGCAGGGCUGGAUGCUGCUCCCAUGGCCACAGCAAAAGAUCCAGGGAGCAGCCUGGUGCCCUGGGGUGAGCUGCAGCCCCCGCUGCACAGCCACAUCAGCGGCUUCGUGGAAGGGGUGCAGGCCCGCACCUACAAGCCGCUGCUGGCCCGGCCCAGGUGCGAGGGGCUGGAGGCGCGGAUCGAGCACUUCGUGCGGAGGGGCCGCAUCGAGCCGCCCCGGGGCUGCGGCGAGCCCCCCGCGGGCAAGCGCGGCAGCAGCGCCGCCCCCGAGCAGCUGCCCAAGAGGAUCUGCGCGGACCCCGAGUGACGGGGCACCUCGGCGUGGGGCAGCUGACGCCUCACCCUUUUUAAAAUGCCUGCUAUUGAAAAAAAAAAAGGUGUUUUUUCAGUGCUAUUUUUUAUAAAUCUCAAGAGAACCGGC